AUGGAGAAGCGAUACACAUACAGCCCGCUUUCGUCGCAUCGCCAGAUCCGCCUCCUGAGGGUUUUUGCCGGAGCAGGUGAUGACGAACUGUCCGGCGAAUUGUUUCACGCAGCCCUCGACAGCGUGCCGCGCUUUACCGCGCUGUCUUAUGCUUGGGGUGAUCCGCAGCCCCAGAAAACAAUCCGCUGCUGUGACUCUAUUGCUGAGGUUCUUCCCAGCCUUCACAGCGCCUUGCGGCAUCUCCGAGAGCCCUAUAGAGAUGUCCUCGUCUGGGCGGAUGCGCUAUGCAUCGACCAAGAGAACAUACUAGAACGAAACGAGCAGGUGAAGAUCAUGGGCGACAUCUACGCCUCGGCGAUGUGCACAGCUAUUUGGCUUGGAGAAGAGUCGACCGAGGUCAAGAUGGCUUUUGGCUGGCUACGCAGAUUCGACAAAGCCACAGAGUUAUGGGAUUCUAGUCCGCAGGCAUGCAAGCACGAUGCUGAGUUCAUCGAUAGACACCAUGCCGAGGCGAUAUUACAGAGUGCUUUCGGCAACUGGAAGGUGCUUGCUUUUAAAAACAUCUGGGCUCUACUGGAUCGUCCGUGGUUUACACGAAAGUGGAUCAUCCAAGAGCUCGUCAAGUCGCGCAUGCCAUUGCUAGUCAGCGGCAGGAAUUGCAUCCCCUGGCCGUUUCUAUCAGCAUGGUUAAGAUUCAUUAGGAAGUGUACAGUUCAGCAAGAGGAUUUCCGAUCAGCUUGCCCACGACCCUUUGAGGCUGACUCCAAGGUCUUGGGACCAUGUGAGCUGCGAGCCACGCUUCUGUGGCGGAUUGAAAGCAAAGACAACCCUCUUUUGCUGUUUCUCCUGACGAAGACGCUGCAAUUCAGAUGUCACGACCCUCGUGAUCACGUAUUUGCUUUGAUCGGGAUCGCAUCGGACGCAGAACGCUUCCGCCUGAUUGACUAUAGGAAGAAAACUGAGGAUGUAUGCCGGCAGCUUGCUUAUCUUUGCGUGUCUGAUACUAUGAACCUCAAAUUACUGUGGUCUCUUCUCUCCUCAACGCCUUUGGGAAAACGGUUGCAUUCUUGGGUACCUGACCUAGAAAACGGCCUGGCUGAAAGCGACGGGGGCGUCCUAGCUACCCAGUUUUGCGUGCAGCAGGAAAGAGACUACAACGCAGGUGGGAAGUUGUUUCCGGAACCGCAGUUAGACCGAGAUCGAAACUUGCUCAAGAUGGUGGGCCGCAUCGUCGAUAAGGUUCAACUUCUUGGGUCCGACAAUAGAAGUCUUAUCAAUGCACAGACUGUCCAAGGUAUAAUAAAGAUGAGUAGCGAUCUCAGAACCUUCGGGCAGAAUCUCCAACUGUUGCACCAACAGAAGUACCAGUGGCUGGAAGAGUGCAUCGCCAUCGCAGCAAAAACUAUCAGUAGGGAGGAUGCCGAGGAGGCGUUCAAAACCGCUCUUUUAAGCGACAAGAUGAUCAACGAAGAAGCACCUCGAAGCUUAGAAUUAGUGAGGCGAGAAUUCUCUACUUGUAUGCGCCUAAUGAAAGAGGAGGCAUGCGGUGGUCAGCUGUGGCUUUUGGCCUCUUCUCAACGCAUGAGCCUUGAGUCCGGUCACCACCUGGCCUUGGCGAGAGGCUGCCAUGAAGAAAAGUGGCACUGGAAGGGAAAAGAACUCCCAGGACCGGGGUCGGCAGUUCCCUCGACGGCGGCAAAGCUGGUAUACUCAAGGAUCCAAGCACCUGUAAUCCAAACACACAUUCUUGCACCGUCCAAGGGCCGUCGUUUCCGCCGGCGUCAUGCAAACCUUGCGUAUUGCCGCAGGAGACGUCGCAAUUCGAAACCGCGCCCCGCCGACGACAGCGACCACAACGCAAACUCUCAGAAACCUGCCGAGGCCUGCGGUGCCCGACCCCGUCGAUUCCCUGAAAAGCCGCUGGCGAGCCUGACCGAUCCCCAGGGCGGCGCGAGCCUGGAGUCGGCCUCGGUGUACCGGCCUCAGCGUGGGUGCAUACUAUACAGAUCUCUGCAGAUUUCCGCGGGUCACGCAAAUAAGCUCGGCACCAUCACGAUUCAAUAA
Messenger RNA from Pyricularia pennisetigena, 2064 nucleotides. RefSeq lists its product as uncharacterized. The coding region runs from base 1 to 2064 and encodes 687 amino acids. The transcript has 2 exons. Lineage: Eukaryota; Fungi; Ascomycota; Sordariomycetes; Magnaporthales; Pyriculariaceae. The record is from RefSeq and is a predicted model, not a curated record.